Molecule: messenger RNA, 549 nt
Organism: Dicrocoelium dendriticum
Lineage: Eukaryota; Metazoa; Platyhelminthes; Trematoda; Plagiorchiida; Dicrocoeliidae
Source: the annotation of a GenBank genome assembly
AUGGUAAUAUACAAUAAGUGUUACUGCACCAAAUAUGCUAACUACAGGGAUAUUAGUCUAACACCGGCGGUGACAAAGUUACUGGCCUCAAUAUUCGUUCAUCGCCUCACCGAGAAACGGGGAUCUCGCAUUAGGGAAGAGCUAACAGGUUUCCAGCCAGGAGAACGCUGUAUAGACCACAUAUUCACAGUGCGGCAGAUGCUAGAGCAGCGCCACACAUACCGCAGAUCGACAAUCACUGUGUUCCUCGACUUCACCAGUGCGUUAGACUCAGUCAAUCGACGCAUUCUGCACGAAAUACUUGUGCGGAAAGGUGUUCCCAUAAUAUGCGGGAACAUUUUACGUGCUCUGUACUCGAACACUACUGGUGGCGUUAGGGUCUACGGUGAUUUGUCAGAUGCGUUUCGGACAACAAUUGGCGUAAGUCAGAGUUGCCCAAUUUCCCCAUUUUUGUUCAACUUCGGCGUGGACUGUAUUGUAAAGUGUUCGUUUGCGGAGCUUCACGAUGUAGGCGUGGAGGUACUGUCCAGUGAAAAGCCAGUUUAUCUU